Messenger RNA from Ostertagia ostertagi, 771 nucleotides. Lineage: Eukaryota; Metazoa; Nematoda; Chromadorea; Rhabditida; Trichostrongylidae. The record is from the annotation of a GenBank genome assembly.
AUGGAGCUAAAAGCGACGGAGUCAGUGGAAAGCGUGUACCUAAAAAUGGUGUCUUGUGGAGUUUGUGGAGAAAUCAUGGCAGAUGGAGGAGGGAAGUGGCCGUCCCGUAUGGGAAAUCAAGACAUAAUCUUGUUAAUGUCUCUUUCAUUAGCUGGGCAAAUGGAUAGUGAAUCUGCACAUGCUUCAGCUGAGAGUGCUAGAAACCGUGUUCUGAAAUUAUGCCAUGUUCAUAUAGUGCGAGCGGCUCAAUAUCUUCUGGCUGAAAUGGUAAUCGCAGGAAAAAGGGUAUCACAUUUUGACGAAUGCAGUACUUCUGGAAGCUCAGCGUACGUAAUGCAUGAAGAUAUUCCUCGGCAUCUGGUUACGCUUUUGAACAGGAAAGCAGAAGGUAGCGCCACAGUUACAUCUCAUGAUGUCAGCAGAUUUCUCAAUGACGUCUUUAAUCGUCAUACGUGGAGAGAAGCUCCGAUGAGUGAAAGUGAUGGGGAAUCGGGCGACUUGGAACCUGAUGAAAUACCGGAAUGCUCCUUGUUAAGAAACUCUUGCCGUGGGGCGGGGUAUGGACCGAUGAAAACGAAGCCCUGUGGGAUUUGUGGGAAAAUGUUGGCAGUGAUGGGUGAAAAGUGUUCAUCCAAAGCAAAAAAGCAAAACUCGAUUCUGUUAAUGUCUCUUUCACUGGCUGGGCAAAUGAGCCGCGGACGAGCACGAACCCUUGCUGAGCGCGUCACGAAAGAAAAGCCAAGAUUAUGCCAUGUACACCUGGUACAAGCG